AUGGAAUGUUACUUAGUAUCUGUAGUACCGUAUAUCUGGUCCAUAUUGAUAGGUGAUCAUAUUGUUUUAAUAUUAUAUAAUAUGGAGUUACACCGGCAAUACGCCAAGUGGUUCAAAAACUGUAAUUACGUUCUGAUGAUCAAGGGUCAACCACCAGCGAGUAUUGAGAAACCAGAAAAUAAACCCGAUAAGAAACCACAGACAGAAGUUGAGUCGGUCAACAAUAGUGCGAAUGACUACCUUCUGUGCAAGAUUUGCUAUAACUAUAAAUUGGGAUGGUGUUCCAGCCUUGCUUACACAUUGUGGCUUGUACUAGGUGUGCGGUAUAUAAGUAUGACUUCUUGCCCGGUGUGUAGAGAGCCCAUCAAAUUGGUAGCACUAUUCAUUAUAUCCUAA
Messenger RNA from Cotesia congregata, 396 nucleotides. The record is from the annotation of a GenBank genome assembly. NCBI's taxonomy places the organism in Eukaryota, Metazoa, Arthropoda, Insecta, Hymenoptera, Braconidae.